Messenger RNA from Dinoponera quadriceps, 1204 nucleotides. RefSeq lists its product as uncharacterized. Bases 159 to 1130 code for a protein of 323 amino acids. The transcript is spliced from 3 exons. NCBI's taxonomy places the organism in Eukaryota, Metazoa, Arthropoda, Insecta, Hymenoptera, Formicidae. The record is from RefSeq and is a predicted model, not a curated record.
AACUGACUAUGUAUCUCUUUUUUUUUUUACUUGAGCGCGCAUUCCCACAAGAAGCAUACACAUAUUUACUUUAUUUUAGCAUAUGACGGGUUUUUUCGAGUUGGCGACACUGCCGAGCACGGGGAUGGCAAAGCACAGGAGCGUAUGCGCGGGAAGUCAUGGGUGCAGCAACUUUGACGCAGCCCAGCGGACCGAUAGGUUAUGGUAGACGAAUCAGGAUCAGGUUGGAAAAACCUGCCGACGCGCGUACGCCUAUCGGUAAAUCUCGAUGCCAUGAGGAUUACAUACCAUGCAUUACAACGGUGUACGAUGAUACCGCAAAAUGCAACGUCGACGUCGGUCUUGAGCUAAAACGGAAUAUGGAUAAUUGUCUACGAUUGAUCGUCUACAGGGGCAACACGAUUUUCGACAAUGUCGUUGUUGAGUCAGAGUGUGAGCACGAGCGGACCGGUAGGAAUAGUCAGCGGGAAAUUGGCACGUCCGCACGGGACGAGGAGGAUACGUGUAACAAGUGCACAGCGAACGCGACUCGUUUGUGCACGAGGGGUCUAUCCUCCUACCUCGUCUCGGCUUACAUUGUAACGCUGUUAGAUUCCCACGUUUACCGCAAUAGUGCUCUGAAAGCACUGUUCAGAUGGUUGCAUGAUAGGAAAUAUGUACAGAUUGUAUUCAUAAGAUUGAGGACGCCGAGGAGGCAGUUCUUGGAUUACAAAUGGAACGACAAAUUAAUGCAGAUGGUCCUGGAGAGGCAAGAAGCCGAUCACGCUAUGUCUUGGUUAUCCACCUUAGGAGGAGCGUUCUCCGCAUUGGGUGAAGAAUUCGAACACUGCGCUGAAAUGGCAGGCAAGAUUUCAACGAGGCAGUUCGAACUGGCAUUGCGCCUUGGUAAUCCACUCCUUGUCGCUCGUUGCAAAUUGUAUUCCGCCCUGAGUUUGAUCCAACGUGGCCACUUCAGGGCUCCACAGUGCACGAUCAAAAGAAUCCACAAAUUCGCGCUCAAGGAGAAGGACGAACGUCUGCAGAACAUGUGCCAUGGCAUAUGGGCCAAGUUGCAAUACUGUUACAAGCAAUACAAGCAGCAGAAGAAACUUUUGUCGUCCGGAGCCUCACGUAUAUCGUCGAUAGUUUAGAACGUUUAACAUUUGUAUGAAAGAUACGCUUUUGUAACGGUACGGUUGAUAAUAUAGGAAUUGUUUUUUUGGAA